Brachypodium distachyon (stiff brome) is the source of this 2563-nucleotide messenger RNA. RefSeq lists its product as uncharacterized. Lineage: Eukaryota; Viridiplantae; Streptophyta; Magnoliopsida; Poales; Poaceae. The transcript is spliced from 3 exons. The record is from RefSeq and is a predicted model, not a curated record. The coding region runs from base 146 to 2431 and encodes 761 amino acids.
CUCGACGUAUUCGUCUGCGAUACUGCUUAGGUUUUCCUUCCGUCCUGCCCCUUCCGCCGCCCCGUCCCCCCACCCAAAUCCACAAGAAAUCGAACGAUCCAGGGAGUAAAUAACCCACUCCCGCCGGCGAGGAAAUCAGAUCGACAUGCACGGCAAGCGUGAUCGCUGCAUCGGCGACGGUUGUCCUCCUGGCCUCACAGAUGAGAGCUUGAAGCAGGAUAUAUGCCUUCUGCUUGAUCAAAUCCAUGGUUUCUACAAGGCGGCGCUCGAUCGGCUUCCGAUGCGGGCGAUUCCCUCGCUAGCACCGGCCCUCCGCAAGGCCGGCAUCUGUUUCGGCUUCCUCGACCCAGUCUCCAACAUCAUUGCCAACACCAUCGCCUACCACGACCCUUCACCGAUGACUGGAUCCGACAACGAAGACGAUGAGGAGGAUGAGGAUGAGGAGGAGGAGGCGCAGGAGGCGAAGGAAUUGGUCUUCUCCCAGAUCCUCACCGACUUCGAUGACGAAGACGUUUUCGAAGUGCCGCUUUGCCGGCACAAGUCCCCUGGUAUGACCGUGGCGCGGCGGUCGCUGGACGGCCUUGUCUGCUUCCUCACAACCCACUUCCGCUACCUCGCGGAUACGGAAGCCCUGCGCUACCUGCGCCUGGCCAGGGCCGACCUGCUCACCGCUGUGCGCCUCAUCGAGCGAGAUCGUAACAAGAGGCGCAAUGACGAGCUUUCGUUCACCAUUACCUCCCUUACCACCAAGGUCGCCCUGGAAUGUGCCGGUGUGUCCGCGGUGCAUCCUGAACCAGACGUCCUGGUGAAAGCGGUUCUCACUAUGGCUUCUCGACAGAUUGAGGUCGCUGCCCUUUUUUCAGGACAAUACCCUCUGUCCCCUGCCACAGUUAAGCGCCUCGCCGAGUUGCUCAGCCAAGGGCCUACUGCGAGUAUUGAUCUCAACCCAUCAGUGGAUCUCUGUGGCCGUAGGAAGAAGAGAAAGAGAAACGAGGAGCAAUCUACACUGGAUCUCCGUGAGAGGAAGAAGAAGAAGAAGAGAAACGAGCAGCCAGCUACGGCCGCAGAAUCCAUAGAUCAGGGGAGUAGUAGGGCAGAUAAUAAGCGGCUUGGGUCUCAGUCAACGUUCAGACACUUGGAGUCCUUGAAGCUGUUGCUCCUCGGCAAGAUGCGUGGGCUCUACUUACAGGCACUUGCCAAGCUGCCUCGGGAUGGCUUGCGCAAGCUUCACCACUGCAGCCUUCUCAAGGGUGGAUAUUGCUAUGGCCCCGGAGAUCCUGUCUCCAACAUUAUCCUCAACACCAUCUGGUAUGGCCGUCUGUUCCCCACCCAUGAAAAGUUUGAGCUACCCUUCAAGGUAGACAUGAUAUGCACAAAGUUGCUUGCACGCAUCGAAUGCUGCUGCGUUUACGGCCUCGUUGCCUUUUUCCGCACCUGCUUCCCCUCUCUUACGGAGCACGAAGCCGUCUGGUAUCUGUUCAGGAGCGAUGCUGAUGUCUGGAAGGCCAUCCACAAGGCAAAAAAACAUGGUCAUACUGUGUCUGUGUGUGACAAAUACCACAAGGCCUAUAAGAAAGCAGCACUUGCUUCGUGGCACCCUGACCCUGCAGCGCUGGUGAAAUUUGCCACAUCUUCCUUGACCAGGGAAUCCUCCAAGUUGUUAGCUAUACAGCAGGGUGCACUCACCAACGGCUUUGUUGAAUGCCUCGCCAUGGCUCUGCCACAUAAAUCUUCCGCUACCAAAUCUGAAGAGCAGGCUAAGCAACUGAAGCUGGUGUCACGGGUCUUGAGCCAAAACCAGAAAAGGUUUAUUUCACUGUGUCGGAAAAAAUUUAAGGGUGACCAAAACUUCUUUGUCAGAAAGGUCAAUGCGGCAUUGAGCAACUACUCGAAGGAAAAAGGGGUGCACUACAAACUUCAUGUCAUUUGCGGUGUGAAUCCUAGGGUACCUGAUGGGUCAAGUGUUUGUCUUGCUAAGAAGAAGUUCAAAUUUGAGUACUCCCAUAUCAACUUUUUGGCAAAAACCGUGGGACCAAAUUCUGCUGCCACAUCUCCAGAACUGUUUUUCGCUCAAUGUAGCAAUAGUGUUAAAGAGGAGCAGGCAAGAUCAUCCUGGUGCACCCCUGUAUCGGAUUCUUGCAUGGAUAAUGUUCGAUGCUUCCCUUGUGAGUUUAACGGGGCAAAGAUUGUGCAUCCAUAUAAUGAGACAUACUGUGGGUGCUACGAGGAUUUCAAGCAAAUGGCUCAUGGAAUGCACGGCACUUUGAAUGAAUUUAUUAUCAGUUCGUGUGAUUUUAAUGCUGAUAUGAUGUGCUCGAUGCCAGAAGAUUGGAUCUAUUUUGAUCCCAAUAUGGACUCGAAGAUUGCAAAGAUGACUCCUAUUUCUAAUGUGGCUAGGGAGUUGAGGGAAUGGGGGGGCAGAAUCUUCUAAUAUGAUUCUGCUAUGUUAGAUGGAACUCAAUGUAUUAGGUGGAACAUAUUAGCUUGAUAUGAUCGAUGUCACUGAAAUAUGAUGUACUAAGGUAGUAAUUACUUAUCCCUAUGAUCUAUUCGAGCUCAUGAA